UGUUAUACACUCUUAUUUAUAAAGAAGCUGAGGAAUAUUUUAGUAUUUAUGAAAAGGAUGAUAUUUUUAAUAUUGAAUUUUUUAACGAUCUACAAAAGUUUUCUGAUUUAUAUUUAUGUCUGA
Messenger RNA from Vairimorpha ceranae, 123 nucleotides. RefSeq lists its product as hypothetical. The transcript has a single exon. The annotation marks the transcript as partial. Lineage: Eukaryota; Fungi; Microsporidia; Nosematidae. The record is from RefSeq and is a predicted model, not a curated record.